AUGGAUAAAAUAACUAACGACCAAUCUACUAUAACCACCACCACUACAAACAACUCAAAAGAUAGUAAUCAAGAUAAAAAGAAAAGAAAAAGCAAAUCAGAGAAAUUAGAGAUAAUAUCAAGUAUUAACUUUGAAACAUCUAGUAGAGAUGAUUUAGAGUUAUUAAAGAGAGACCAGUUAUAUCAGAUGUGUAUUGCCAACAAAAUACAGGUCAACAAGUAUUCAACCAAACAAUACUUUUUAGAUGCAAUAAUAGAUCGUAGAAAUGACAAUCAUAUUUUACAACAAUCACUGGUAGAGAAUCCAGCCAAUAACUAUCAUCGUGGACAUGUGGAGAAUGCAAUCGCUUUGACCAGAGUGAACAAACUAUUCUUUGGUAUUGUCAGUCAGAUGUUUAGCAACGUUGUCUUACUCCAAACUGUAUUGGAAUCCAAGAGAUUUCGUUAUUAUCGUAGAUGGUGCACUUCAAAGACAUUGGUAGAUCCAAAUAUUGAUCGACUUAUCAAUGACUGGUGUCCAAUCAAGUAUAUCGUAAAACUUCAAGUAAACCAAACGAUGUUUGAAUUGUUGAUGAAGUUGGAUAGUGUUCACAUGUCACAUAUCUUUUCAACAGUGGAGAAGUUUCAAAUUGAUUGGAAUGGAGUUACCUCUCAAAAGGUUAGUGUCACUAGUUUCAAGAAGAUGGCCUUUACAUUGUCAAGUCUCAGAUAUUUCAUUUCCAAAGAUAUCCAUAUCUUUCCUCAUUUGAAAACCAUUGGAACUAUCAAGUCACUCAAGAAGAUUAAGAUUAUAGGAUCACAAUAUUCUGUAAUUGAUCUCCUCAAGAAUAUACCAAAUCUCGAAGAAAUCACUCUUUUUCCACUGAAAUGUUGGGAAAUACCAGCUUUAUACAGAGAUAGAAUAAGAGAGUUGGCAUCUGUGAAUCUUAACUACCAUCCCAAUGGAACAAUUGAUUUCCCAAAUUUGAAUAAGAUUGAAUUUACACAACCUUCAAAUACUGAUAUAUUCAAGUUACCUUGCAUCGUCAUUGUCGAAGAUCAAACCGUACAUUCGACACAGAGUGCUGGUGAUAAAAUUAGUUGUAAAUUCAAAAAUAGUAUUUCUUCGACAUUAUCGCAAUUCAUCAUCACUAUAGCCAAGGGUAAAUUCAAAAAAACCAAAUUUCUUAGAGACAUGGACUACUAUUAUUCUCAUCAAUCUCUCAACAGUACAUUGGGUAACAGAAACAAAGACUGUAGGCAUGAGAAUGAGAGUGAUAUCUAUAUUAAUAUAGUUAAAAGACCAAAGCCUUUUACUCUUAGGUCUUUAUUAUUUAUACCAACAAAUAGUAAUUAUAUUACUUCACAAAAAAAAAAAACAAAUAUCUCAUUUUAUAAAUAUCUAUUGACACCACCACACAGAUCGAAACAUCACAACGCUCCACAUGAAUGUAUUGAUAAUUGUCAACAAUGUAUCUCAAAGAGAAUCAGAACAACCAUUCAAACCAUUGACUACAGAAAAGAUAAUGAUAAAUAUAUAAAUUGUAUUCAUGUACACUGUGAUACCAAUUCGAAUUAUAUUCACAAGAACCAGAAAGCUCGUCACAUUCACAGUCGAAAAUUGCACUCCUGUCUGCGUGAUCGUGACAAUGGUAUCGAAAUUGAUUGUGCCGGUUGCAACGAAGUGUCACGUGUCGAUCAGAACCGUGAGAACCGAUUGAAUGGAAUGAACGGAACUGUAUUCCACCUGAAUGAAGCACAUCACCAUCACCACCCACAAACAAUCAUUCACCAACAACCACAACAACAGAGCAAUCAAAUUCAUCACCAACACCUCCACUCCAAUGGUGGUGCCGGUCUCAACUCUCUUCAUCAACAACACAACAAUAGCGUCUACCAUAACUCCAACCACUCUUCACCAAAUCGAAGCUCCCCUACCAAUAGCAAUUCAUUUGUUCCACAACUACCAACUCCCAAGAACUAUAAUCAACAUCAAAACAACUCGACAGUUCCAGACGAUUUCAGUAUAGUAACACCUCCAAAGGAGAAAUUAAAGAUUAGUGCACCACCUAUUACCAACCUAAGAAAUAGUCUAGAACGAUCUGGAUUCAUUGAUCUAAGCGAUAGAAAUGUUUCCAAUUGUAUACGAGAAUGGAAAGCUAAUUUCCAUCAAAGAAACGCUUUAAAUAAUAAUGUACCAGGUUUUUCUCCAUUAACUUCAAAAGAGUUUUAUUCAACAAAGAAUAGUUUUGAUGUACUCCAAGCAGCUAUAGAACUUGAAGUCGAUGAAUCAAUGCAUUCAAAUUUUUAA
This is a messenger RNA of Heterostelium album PN500, 2289 nucleotides long. RefSeq lists its product as uncharacterized. The record is from RefSeq and is a predicted model, not a curated record. Bases 1 to 2289 code for a protein of 762 amino acids. NCBI's taxonomy places the organism in Eukaryota, Evosea, Eumycetozoa, Acytosteliales, Acytosteliaceae. The transcript is spliced from 7 exons.